CUGUUCAAAGCCUUCUACGAUUCAUUUCAUCCCCCAUUUUCGGGGUGACCACGAAAUUCAGAAAAAUCCUUGUUCUUCUCUAUCCUCAGUCACAAUUCCUAGCGAUUCAUAGGUGGAUUUCUCUGUCUCACAUAGUUUCUGUUUCUACAUUUCUCUGCAAGUAUGAGCAAGGGACCAGGACUCUUCUCUGAUAUUGGCAAGAAAGCCAAAGAUUUGCUGACAAAGGAUUAUAUCUCCGAUCAGAAAUUUUCGGUCUCGACUUACAGUGAGACAGGAGUGGCCCUUACAUCAAAUGCAGUGAAGAAAGGAGGGCUUUCAAGUGGAGAGGUGGCAGCACAGUACAAAUACAAAAGUACUUUUAUCGAUGUUAAAGUUGAUACUGAAUCAAAUAUCUCAACUACUUUAAGUUACACUGAUCUCAUUCCCUCGACGAAGACUACUGUUUCACUAAAAUUUCCUGAUUACAAUUCUGGCAAGCUGGAGGUUCAGUACUUCCAUCAUCAUGGAACCAUCACUUCUGCCUUGGGUCUGAACCAAUCCCCUGCAAUUGAUCUUUCUGCCACCAUUGGUACGCCAACCUUUGCUAUUGGUGCAGAGGCAGGUUAUGAGACCACCUCUGGUACAUUGGUGAAGUACACUGCCGGCGUCAGUGUGACAAAACCAGAUUCAUGUGCUUCCAUAAUUUUAGGCGACAAAGGAGACACAAUAAGGGCGUCAUAUGUACACCAUCUGGAUCAAUUAAAGAAGAGUGCUGCUGUUGGAGAGAUCACUAGAAAGUUCUCUACAAAUGAGAAUACAUUUACUGUUGGAGGGUCCUAUGCAGUUGAUAACCUGACACUGGUGAAAGCAAAGCUCAACAAUCAUGGGAAGCUAGGGGCUCUUUUUCAGCAUGAGCUUAUUCCAAAAUCGCUUCUGACGAUCUCUAGUGAGUUUGACACCAAGGCCGCCUUGGAAAAGACUCCCCGGUUUGGUGUUGCCCUUGCUCUCAAGCCUUGAGGUAUUUUUGCCUGUUGAUGAUACAUAGUUAAAGCAAAUUCUUUUUCUUAUUUUUUAUUGGGGGGUACAUUGUUAAAGCAUUUGUUGUUUGGGUUUUGAUCGACUAGGGAUGGUUUGCUGUGAUACUUGGUUAUAACAUGACGUAUUUCUUGGUCUUUUAGUUUCAUUCUUUCCAUUUUCCAAGUCAUUUUUGGGAUAUGCACAUUUCUUUUCAUGGACCUCUUAGCUGGGAUUCAUACAAAACUUGUUAAUUGCUUAUUACUUUCUUUUGAUAAUCGCAAG
Messenger RNA from Ilex paraguariensis (yerba mate), 1278 nucleotides. NCBI's taxonomy places the organism in Eukaryota, Viridiplantae, Streptophyta, Magnoliopsida, Aquifoliales, Aquifoliaceae. The record is from the annotation of a GenBank genome assembly.